Molecule: messenger RNA, 1080 nt
Organism: Herpailurus yagouaroundi (jaguarundi)
Lineage: Eukaryota; Metazoa; Chordata; Mammalia; Carnivora; Felidae
Gene: IL17C
Product: interleukin 17C
Exons: 3
Coding region: 149-742 (197 amino acids)
Biological process (GO): inflammatory response
Cellular component (GO): extracellular region
Molecular function (GO): cytokine activity
Source: RefSeq, a predicted model, not a curated record
AGCUCAGCGGGCACUUCCCCGGGGAGGAAGCGGCCCGGAUUUCCCCCAGGUGUGGCUGGAGGUAUAAAGGGCGCCGGGAGCCGGGAGGCUCCAGGACCGCAGCCGGUGCACCUGCCUCUUGCAGCCCAGCGCCGCCGCCGCCGCCACCAUGCUCCUCCCUGGCCUCUUGCUUCUGUUCUGGACGCCUGCCAGCCUGGCCCGCCACGGCCCCCAGCUCUGGGGGGGCCCCCACGCCCACGGGACCCCACGCUGCUACUCGGCCGAGGAGCUGCCUCUGGGCCAGCCCCCGCCGCAUCUGCUGGCUCGAGCCGCCAAGUGGGAGCAGGCUUUGCCCGUAGCCCUGGUGUCCAGCCUGGAGGCGGGGGGCCGCAGGAGGCGGCACGACGGCCCCCCCGCUGGGACCCAGUGCCCGGUGCUGCGUCCUGAGGACGUGCUGGAAGCCGGCAUCCACCAGCGUUCCAUCUCCCCCUGGAGAUACCGCGUGGACACGGACGAGAGCCGCUACCCGCAGAAGCUGGCCUUCGCCCAGUGCCUGUGCAGGGGCUGCGUCAGCGCCAGGACGGGCCGCGAGACGUCGGCGCUCAACUCGGUGCCGCUGCUGCAGAGCCUGUUGGUGCUGCGCCGCCAGCCCUGCUCGCGGGAGGCCACGGGGCUGCCCACGCCCGGGGCCUUCUCCUUCCACGCGGAGUUCAUCCGCGUGCCCGUCGGAUGCACCUGUGUCCUGCCCAGGUCGGCUCGGUGAGCCCCGGCCUCGGCCGGCCUCGCCUGCGCCCCCCCCACCCCGCGCUGGACAGUCGGGGGGCUCUCCCGGGAGGGCCCCCCUAUUUAUGGGUAUUUAUUGCUUAUUUAUUUGCCCCACGGGGUCCCCGGGCAGGUACCGAGGCUCCGGGCCUCGGGGUUGAGGAACGACGGCGGACGCCACGCCCCGAACGGUUGUGUCCCCCCGUGCCUGGAGGGUGACUCUGCUGCUCGGGCCCAUCUCGAGACUCGGUUUACCCUUUCUGCAAAAACACUUGGGCUGGAAGGACUCUUUGUCUUCUUCUAGAACUUUCUUAAACAACACGAACGGUGUUCUGAUGA